This is a messenger RNA of Arctia plantaginis, 3042 nucleotides long. NCBI's taxonomy places the organism in Eukaryota, Metazoa, Arthropoda, Insecta, Lepidoptera, Erebidae. The record is from the annotation of a GenBank genome assembly.
AUGGCUAUUAGACUUAUCGGUUGGUAUGGUCUGGUCACCAUUAUCAUCACUGGGUUGUUUGGAUUUAGAUUGUACAUCACAAUUCUUACAUUUCUCGUAACGUUUAUUGUUGGGAUUAUUACUGUUCUGUAUUUAUCUUAUGAUCACAAAAAGGUGUUCUCAGUAGACCUAGAUACUUUAGAUGACCCGUUGCAGCAAUCAAAUUUCUCUAUUCAGAUACCUAAGGUAAUAGAAUUAUUUAAAAAAGAUGAAGCUUUGCCAAAAUUCGAUAACAGAAUCACUGGAAGUGAGACAGUAGAUUCAUUUCUGAAUGAAAUAAUUACUAUAAUCAUCAAUGACUAUGUUACACCUUGGUAUGAGAUUCUGACUAACGACGAAGAGUUUACAAAUCAUGCUAUUAAACGAUUGGUGUUGGCUGCAGGUGCUAAUGUAGCUAAUAGAGUGAAAUCUGUAGAUUGGAUUCACCUUCUGUCCACACGCUUUCCUGAAGAACUGACAACACAUUUGAAAUUGUUCAAACAAUCAAGAGUGAGACUAAAACACAUAGAUCUGUCAAGUGCCAAAGAUGUUUCUAAUGGGAACUCAAAACCUAGCCCCAAGAAACAAGAUGAGAGGAAAACACACAGGAGGAAUAAAAGUGACACUGACUUAACUUGGCCACCAGAUUCUCAGACUUUCGGCAAAUCAAAAUUUUAUGAUAGUUCUGAAAACAUAUCUGGGAGAACUUUGAAGGAUAUAUUUUUUGAAUUGGAAUGCUCCUUUGAGAACAGGCAACUUUGCCGGGACAUAUUCUGUACGGAUCCCGAAAAAGAACAUGAAUUGCUAUGUGAAAUAUCAGAAGCUGUACUGUACCUGAUCGUACCAGAAGAGGCUUUUCGGUGUCAUUCAUUAAAACUAAUCCUUAUAGAAUUGCUCUCGGCCGUUGUACUGCACCCAAUUAUUAAUUUACUUAGCGAUCCCGAUAAUAUCAACAGAACUAUUAUUAGAAAUUGUUGCCGUGACUCUAGUUUGCCAUCAGAUUUGUUUCUAAUAGUCAUACGGUGUUGUGGCGACGCUGAAGAGUUGGACGCCACCUUGGAGUUAGUGCAGAAAGAUAUACAGAAAUUACAUUCUCGAGACAGUGCAGGGGAGUGGGAAUUGCAAGAUCGACAAAAACUAUCCUCACUGCAAUAUGUCGCCCGUAUUUUACAAGCGAGACGAGCUACGUUAGGUCCUCAGGAAGGUUCUUCAAGUAGCACAAGUGCUGAGAAAAUUUCAGAAGAAGUCACGAGAUCGUUGAAGUUCCUGAGAGCUAUUACGGCCUGGAGAUCGAAUGCGCAGUAUUUAUUGGAGAUUGAGUUGAAUGAAGUUGAUGCUCAACAUACAUCAAAAGCUGUCCUCGAUAAUCUACGCUCCUCCGCUCUCGAACUGUGUGAUCUCUAUCUUGCACCUACCCGACCAAGCGUGAUGGGUAUACCAGAUAAUUGUCACUCAGAACUUGUGAGAAAAAUUACAACGGAAGGCGAAGAGUUCGCAAAUAAUCCCGUAUUAUGUUUUGAUGAUGUGCAGAAAUGUGUGUGUGAUGCGUUGGAGGACGACCCAACAUGGCAAUCAGAUUUUAUGAUGGACAGCGAAGACAGUUCUGAUAAAAGCAGUGAUUGUAAAAAGGACGAAAAAGUUGAUAAAAAAUACAGUGACAAAUGCAAGAAAAUUAUGAAGUCAUGUCUCAAUCACUUGCCAAAAUUGUUCUUCAAGUCGAAAGUCAAGUAUGAUCUGCCGAACAAGUUCUCAACGUUCCCUCGCUCCCUCGCCCGAAGAGUACCAAGUAACAAGAACCACACACUACCUAAAUGCAAUGCGUUUGGUGAUUUACUACCGGUACCCGGAUCGAGACAUAACCGCUCCAGGUCAGAUAUUGUUGGCAAUUUAGCGCAAAGGAUGAUCAACGAAAGUGCAGGUUCUUCGAAUUUAUCCUCAGCUACUACAAGUAGCUUGUCAUUAUCACAUACAGAAAUUAGUCGCAAUGCGAAGAAUAUAUUGUCACCGUUAUCGGCGUGUAUCAUUGAAACUGCCCUGGUACAAGAUAAAGGGAAAACUUUCGGUAUCUACGCAAUAGCUGUGACGCGACUAUCAGACAGUGAGGUGUGGCAUAUUUACAGGAGAUAUAGCGAUUUUUACGAUCUCCAUACUUCCGUGAAAGAGAAAUGGCCAGAACUAGGGAACCUACCUUUCCCCGCUAAGAAGACGUUUCAGAACACUUCCCGUACUGUCUUAGAGAAUCGGAAGCGUAUGUUGAACAGCUACCUCCAGACUCUAGCCAGUUUGGCAAGAGACGCAAAGUAUAUGACGUUAUUAUCUCAAGAUUAUUUAGGUGGUUUCCUUAGUGCGGAGAAUCAGACUGAGAAAACUAGCAACACGAUCGACGCAUUACUGGUGAACUCAUUGAGAGCGGGUAUGAGGACGCUUAAGAAUAUGCCUGAUCAGUUUGCGAACACAGUUGAUGAAGUUAUGGACGGUAUUUCGAAAGUGUUCCAAGGUCCCUUUUUUCAGGAGAAUGAUGACAGUGUAGCUCUUAAAUUGUUUGAAGAAGUAUUGGGUAUCAGAGGAUUGUGGCUAAGGAGGCGUCUUCUAGCUCCAAUUAGGACACUGAUUGCCGACAGAGUCAAUAAGAAGGUGCUAGAAUUUGUAUCGUCGCUGACUUCUCCACGAAAUGUCGUUCAAUAUUUAAAAACUUUCAAGCAGUGGUUAACUACUCGCAAUAAUUCAAACCAUGGAAACAGGGAUGCUGCAACUAAAGCUAGAACGAGAAUUGCAGCUAAAGUAGCUUUAUUAUCUGCCUGUUCAGAUGAUUUAAGACACAUUGUAGGGUCUGAUACGGCGAGGCGAGGUUUACUGACUGUGUUCGAUCUGUUUCAAACGCAGGAGAUCAAUAGGCGCCUCAUAUUUGUACUCCUCGAGUCAAUAUUGACGAAUUUAUUUCCUGACAACCAUAUACCUGAGCUGUUCAAAAAAAUCUACUCGAAUUCUCCGCGUGUGCCUGCUAAGAAAUCUGUUAAUAUUUAA